Molecule: messenger RNA, 492 nt
Organism: Huiozyma naganishii CBS 8797
Lineage: Eukaryota; Fungi; Ascomycota; Saccharomycetes; Saccharomycetales; Saccharomycetaceae
Gene: SYC1
Product: cleavage polyadenylation factor subunit SYC1
Exons: 1
Coding region: 1-492 (163 amino acids)
Source: RefSeq, a predicted model, not a curated record
AUGCGUGAACAGGAGGUAUCUGUGGAUGCCAGUGUUAGCUUGCACACCAUCCAUGCGAUCUUGCAGCGGACGUUCGGACACGUCACACUCGAGGGCGCCCCAGGGCAGCUGAGUGUCUUGGAGCGCAUCACGGUCACGCUGGACGAGGCGGCGCGGCGUGCCCUUGUUCGGUGUUCUGACGAGAGCCCCAUCGUGGGGGUGAUAUUCGACAGCGUUCUGCUGUGUCUUGUGUCCCUGCAGUCCGGGGGGACCGCUGGUCCGGGGGGGGGCGCCGCUGCAAACGAGAACACUGCGGUGAGUCUGUUCCGCGAGCAGUUCGGCACGGACUUCAAGAGCGAGCACCACUCGCGAGGCGUCGUGUCUGUCGGGAAGACCGUUGCCCGGGUCGACUUCGAGCAGAUGCGCGUCACGGACUGCAACAGCGUGCCCCUGCGCGGCCGCGUCGAGUCCCUGCUGGCCAUCGGCAACGAGCUCAACGCACCGCUGUGCUGA